Molecule: messenger RNA, 6869 nt
Organism: Loxodonta africana (African savanna elephant)
Lineage: Eukaryota; Metazoa; Chordata; Mammalia; Proboscidea; Elephantidae
Product: zinc finger protein 883-like
Exons: 5
Coding region: 2510-4393 (627 amino acids)
Biological process (GO): negative regulation of transcription by RNA polymerase II
Molecular function (GO): DNA-binding transcription repressor activity, RNA polymerase II-specific
Source: RefSeq, a predicted model, not a curated record
CGCAGGUGAAGGUCACCCUGAGGAUUGACUUCUCAAAGACUGAUCUUGCCUGAGAGUGAAGCCAGGAGGAAGAGGAGAAAAGGAAGAGGCAUCUGUAAUGGCUUUUUCCCAGUUUUGCCAUCCUGCUAGGCUUAAAAUGAGCCAUUCCAGAGGCAAGAAAGGGAGACCUCAUGGCUGUCAAGAAGGAAGAGCCAGGAGUGGAGCGUGUUCUUUGGACCCAGGAUCCCUGUACUGAGAACUUCCUAGAUCCAGGAAAUAGAGGAGCUGUAACGUGGAGACAGCUGAAGACAAACAGCACAAGAUGGCUGCAGUGGGGGUUGCCAGCCCACAGAGCUGAGAGGUAUAACACUUGCCCAAGAUGGCCCUCAGCAGAGCCUGGCAGAGGGCGAGAAGAAGCUGACCUUAUCAAGGAACUGUGCCCUAAGUUGUUCCUGUUACUUCCAAACUGGUCCCGAUCCUGAGUUCCACCCUAUUACUUCCCUAAUAAACCGCUUAACUGUUAUUACAGUUCGUGAGUUCUGUGAGAUAUUGCAGUGAAUUAUGGAACCCAAAGAUGGGAGGGAGGGUAUUGAGGGGAGGAGGGGCAGUAGAUGGUAGAGAUGGUGGAAUGGUACAGCAGUUUGGAACAGUUGGACUUUUGGGACGCCUCUAACCUCUGCCUCAUAGAAACCUGCUUUGUGCCGAUCCUUAUAAAUUAUUCAUUUAUUUUGUCAGCUGUCCGUGGACCAGCAUUAAAGAAGCCCUACAUUUAUGUGCUAUAUUAAUCUACAGGAACAGCUGAAAAUUCUGGAAGAGAAGACUUAUAAUGGGAAACCUGCUUUACCUGAUUUUAUAAUACAUCCAAAUCUAAACAAAUGAAUCAGUGUGUCUCCUGCCCCAAAAUAUUAUUAAUUUGGAAUAUAAUGGGAAGUUCAAAAACAGACAUCAGUCAUAGAGGGUGUUUAAUCCAUAAUUGGUUUUAAAAUAUUAAGUGAACCUAACUGUCUAAAAGUAGGAGCUUCUUUAAAUCCUUGAUAGCACAUCUAUCGCACAGAGACUGGUGUUUGUGCAGGGACAUUGUCGGUAAAAAUGUUUUUAAUUUAGCCGAGACCUAGGAACAGAACUUUCUUUGUCAUCAGAGAGGGCGGAACCAUAUUCUGGUUCCACCAUUGUUAAAUAUUUUAAGCAUCGCAUGAAAGAUAUAUUUAUUUUAUCAUAAAACUCCAUAUAGUAGGGACUGAGAAGUAAAACACUCUUCCCUGUCAUAUGCACCACCAUCACUCACCACCUCCAUCCAGAACCGCUGAUGUCAGUUAUGCAUCAAUAGUGUAAGUCUUGUUAAAUGCGUUUGUACGUUGUAUAAUUUUAGGGGGAAAAAAAAACUAUAGUGAAUGUUUUGUUGUGAUAUUUUGUUCUGCAGUUUUUUUUAAAUGUUCACACCUUGUGCCUUGGAGUUGCUUUCACAUGAAUAAACUAGCUUGCUCUUUUACUUUUAGGUCCUCAGUAGAGCAUUCUCUUAAUGAAGACACAUGGGACCUAUCUUAGUUGUCUAGUGCUGCUAUACCAGAAAUACCACCACCAAGUGGGUGGCUUUAAUGAACAGAAAUUUAUUUUUCACAGUUUAGGAGGCUGGAAGUCCAAAUUCAGGGCACCAGCUCUAGGAGAAGGCUUCCUUCCUCUCUCUAUUGGCUCUGAAGGAAGGUCCUUGUCUCUUCUCAGCUUCUGUUCCUUCGUGAUCUUCAUGUGGCCUGGCAUCUGUCUCCCCUCAUCUGUGCUCACUUGCAGCUUGCUUAUUCUGCUCUUUUAUAGCUCAAAAGAGAUUGAUUUAAGACACAUGCUGUACUAAUACUACCUUAUUAACAUAACGAAGAAAACACUCCCCAAAUGGGAUUAUAACCACAGGUAUAGGGGUUAGGAUUUACAGUGCACAUUUUAGGGGGACAGAACUCAAUCCAUAACAAGGCCUUUACCGUUUUUGGCUGUUAUAAAGAACGUUGCAGUGGCUGCCUCCUGCCUUUGAUACACUGACUUCUCUGCAGAUGUCUGAGGGUUCCUUGGGGAUGUGCAAAUUUAUUGUGACUUCAAGUAUGAUGCAUUUCAUAUUUUGAUAGAUUUUGGCAAGCUGUUCCUCUCCCUCACCCAAAACCAAAUACCAAACCUAAAACCCAUUGCCACUGAGUGGAUUCCAGCUCAUGGCAACCCUAUAGGACAGAGUAGAACUGAACUGCCCCGUAGGGUUUCCAUUGGAUUCAAACUGUUGACCUUUUGGUUAGCAGCCGUAGCUCUUAACCACUGCGCAAACAGGGCUUCAGAUUGCCUGUGAUUUAAGCAAAUCUUGGUAUUAAUCUUCAUCCUAUGUUCUUUGCAGAUUUUUUUAAAAAUCUGAGGAAAAUGGCAACUCUUUGUAUUUCCAUAUUCCAACUACUUGUGAGUCUGAGGACUGUUGACAUUCAGAGAUGUGACCAUAGAAUUCUCUCAAGAGGAGUGGGCAUGCCUGGACCCUGCUCAGAGGGCUUUGUAUAAGGACGUGAUGUUGGAGAACUACAGGAACCUGGUCUCCCUUGAUAUCUCUUCUAGAUGUAUGCUCCAGGAAUUAUCACCAAAUGAGAACAUUAAUAAAGAAGAUUUUUUCCAGGCAGUGAUGUUUGAGGGGCAUGAAAGUCAUAGUGUAGAGAAUUUUGAUUGUGGUGAAGCUCUAGAAUAUAUGCAUGAGUUUGAGAGUCAAUGGGGAUAUAAAGAAAUAAAGUAUGAAGGAGUGACUAUAUCGCAUAACAACAAUGUCACUGGUAGAGAAGACCAACAACAUAACAAAUCUUGGAAGAAUUUUCCUCUAAAGCAGAAUGUACCUCUAAGAAAAAGUGCGUGUCAGUAUUACAGAUACAGAAAUCAAUUUAUGAGAAAUUUAUUAAAACUAAAAAAUACCAUAGGCCAUAGAGAAAAGUACAUGAAAUAUUUUGAAAGUAAAAUUGGGUUAAGCUUUCAGUCAGAUCGGGCUGAACCACAGAGAAUUCAAACUGAAGAGAAAAUUUAUGGAUGCAGUCAAGUUGAGAAGUCUAUCAACAAUGGUUGCCCAGUUUUGUCAGUUCAAAGAAUUUCUCCUGGUAUUGAAUUCAAUAUUUGCGAUAAGUGUGGAGAGGUUUUUAAGGAUCCUUCAGUGCUUAUACAACACCAGAAUAUACACAUUAGAGAAAAGCCUUACAAGUGUAAUGAACACGGGAAGUCUUUCAAUCAAAGCUCAAAUCUCACUAAGCAUCGGAGAGUUCCUUCUGGGCUAAGACCUCAUGUAUGUAAUGAGUGUGGCAAAGCCUUUAAUUCCUUCUCAAGCUUAAUUAAACAUAAGAAAACUCAUACUGGAGAGAAACCAUAUACAUGUAAUGUAUGUGGCAAGGCCUUUAGGCUCAGGUCUGACCUGAGGAUUCACCAAAGAAUUCAUACUGGAGAAAAACCUUAUAAAUGUAAUGUAUGUGAUAAGGCUUUUAUCAGACGCUCACAACUUCUGGGUCAUGAGAGAAUUCAUACUGGAGAGAAACCAUACAAAUGUAAUGAGUGUGGCAAAGCCUUUACUCUGCAUUAUUCCCUUACUCGACAUCAGAGACUCCAUAAUGAAGUGAGUCUUUACAAAUGUAAUGAAUGUGGUAGGGCUUUUGUCACUCCUUCAUACCUUUGGUAUCAUGAGAAAAUUCACACUGGUGAGAAACCAUACAAAUGCAUUGAAUGUGACAAGGCGUUUAGGCAAUGGUAUGACCUCAGAAUGCACCAAAGAAUUCAUACUGGUGAGAAACCAUAUAAAUGUGUUGUGUGUACCAAGGCUUUUAGGCAACGGUAUGAUCUCAGGAUUCAUCAAAGAAUUCACACUGGAGAGAAACCUUACAAAUGUAAUGAAUGUGGCACAGCCUUUACCUAUUUUUCACACCUUACUAGACAUAAGAAAAUAUUUACUGAAACGGGGCAUUGUAAAUAUAAAUCUGUCAAUGCUUUUAUCCAUACUUCAAACCUUAGGGGUCAUGAAAUAAAUCAUAAUGAAGAGAAAACUCACAAAUGUAACGAGUGUGACAAAAACUUUAAUUCCUUCUCAAACUUCAUUAAACAGAAGAGAAUUCAUACUGGAGAGAAACCAUAUACAUGUAAUGUAUGUGGCAGGGCUUUUAGGUGCCUGUCUGAAAUCAGGACUCACCAAAGAAUUCAUACUGGAGAAAAGCCUUACAAAUGUAACAAGUGUGGUAAGGCUUUUAUCAGACAUUCUCAUCUUUGGAGCCAUGAGAGAAUUCAUACUGGAGAGAAGCCUUACAAAUGUAAUCAGUGUGGCAAAGCCUUUAGCCAUCUUUCAAACCUUACUAGACAUCAGAAAAUACAUUCUGAAAAGGAACAUUGUAAAUCUAUCUGUCAGUGCUUUUACCCAGAGUUCAAACACUGAGUAUCAUCAGAUAAUUCAUAGUGAGGAGAAACUUCACAAGUGUAAUGAGUGCGGCAGAGACUUUAGUUCCUUCUCAAACUUCAUUAAACAUAAGAGAAUCCAUACCAGAGAGAUACGAUGUAUGUGUAAUGUAUGUGGCAAGGUAUUUACUGGAAAUUCACACCCCGAGAUUCACCAGAGAAUUCAUACUGGAGAAAAACCUUACAGAUGUAACGUGUGCUAAGGCUUUUAUCACAUGCUCACAUCUUUUGGGUCAUGAGAGAAUUCAUACUGGAGAGAAGCCUUACAAAUGUAAUGAGUGUGGCAAAAGCUUUAGCCAUCUUUCAAGCCUUACUAGACAUCAGAAAAUACACACUGAAAUGGAAAUUUGUAAAUCUAAUAUACCUGUCAAUGCUUUUAUCCAAAGCCAAAACAUUGGGGAUCAUCAGAUAUUAUAGCAAGGAGAAACCUUACAGAUGUAAUGAGUGUGACAAAUCUUGCACCAUACAUUCAAAUCUUUCUAGUCAUAAGAGAAGCCAUACUGGAGAGAAACCUUACAAAUUCAAUAAGUGUGGCAAAACCUUUACACAUCUUGCAAACCUUACUAAACAUCACAAAAUGCAUAAUGAAAAAGGAACAUUGUCAAUUGUGUGUAUCUAUGCUUUUACCUAAAACUCAAGCCUUAGGAAUCAUAAUUCAUACUAGGGAGGGACCUUACAAAUGGAUGUGAUUUUAUCUAAUCAAGUGUUCACACCGUUGAAUGCAUACUGGAGAGAACCCUUUCAGCUGAUGACACUCAUCAGCGUGUCAUAAAUCAUUUAGCUGGUUUUCACAAUGGACUACACAUCAGAGAAUUCAUAGUGCAAGGAAUUAAGCAUCUAGUCCUUGAGGAUUAAUCAACUCAAGGUUUUAAAUUCAGCAGUGUAAUUAAAAGUCAAUGUUAUUUAAAAUCUAUGAGAUGAUAGGUGACAAAACUCACAAGGACAUCUGUAGAAAGGUCCAAAUAUUUUCAGUUUAGACAGUAUUUUUGUUCAACUAUUUCAGAGUUCUUGAAAUGAUUUAUUACUUUUGUUGACUUUCAGCCUGAUGUACAGAAUAUUUAUCAGAAGUCUUUUAUGUGUCAGCGUGAUGGUCUCUAGGAAGGGAUCAGUAAGGACACUGAAUUUAAGAUAUGGUGUAAAUUUGAAUGAGAAAAUGGGAAGAGCUGAAGGAUAGACAUAAGACUGUGUUCAGGUCCCUCUUCAGAUUUGCUGGUGUAAGAAAGGGUCGCUAUGAAUUACAGAAAAAGAUUGCUGUACCAGGUGACCAAGAAACAAAGCAGGUUAAGAGAAUUGAGAGACUGAGAUUUUCUUGAGAACACAAUGAGAGUUUACUAGGCACUACUAAUGUGGUAGAAAUAAUGGAGGAGAAAUGAUAUUCUCCCUCUCCUUUGAAAGCAGUAAUAUUUUUCCCCUCCUUGGCACCCCCACAGGAAUCAUUUGAAAAGAUGACUAUUUGUGAAUUUGCCUUAAGAAUGAGCAUACACAAUGUAGAUAAACUAGGAACUUUAUAUCUUUACUUCCCCAAACAUUUUCCUUUAAAUUCAGUUGUGAUCACUCCAGGGACAAAGUUUGGUUUGGAUGUUCAGAAUGAUGAUGUCACAUACCAAACGGGUAUGAGAAUGCUUAUUCCAUAUGAGUGGGGCAGGCUUCACAAGCUGGUGUGAAGUGGCUGGAGGGAUCAGCAAUACAAGACUGGCUUGUAUUUUUUUGGUGGUUAGGAGGUAGAGUUGGGGUGAGAGUACAUGUAUGUGGUUUGAACUUCCCACUAGCACCAGAAUGUAGGGAACAUUUCGGCUUUUUUAUCAGCUUGCCCCAAUUGGGGCAGAAGGAGAAGAGGAAGGGGCUGAGCCUUAAAAGCUGUCGGUAGUGAAACACCAAAAAGUGGAGUCAGAUUCUCUAGUACAAUACAGAAUGUUUUCUCUUGAAGCUCCACAAUUUCCUUCAUGCUAAUAGCUUGCUAGGAGUCCCUGUGUAGCACAAAUGUUUAAGCACUUGACUACUAACUGAAAGGAUGGCAAUUUGUAUACACCCAGAGGUACCUUGGAAGAAAGGCCUGGCACUCUACUUUCAAAACGGCACAGCCAUUGAAAAUCCUGUGGAGCACAGUUUUACUCUGAAACACGGAGUUACCAUGAGUGGGAAGACUCACUGGCAAUUGGUUUGUUUUUUAAUAUCUUCCUAUGUGCCCUUUCCUGCUGCAAACAUAGAAUCCUUGUACAAUAUGAUUUUUGAAAGUGAUUGUGGAAUCUACUUUGAUAAAAUGCCUAAUGUUUUUACAUUAGCUUCAUGAAAAUGUGUGGAAGUGCUUAUAAGGCAAAUAUGAUUUUACCUAAACAGCCAAUUUUCAAAGGCUUAAAAAUGUCAACUUGAGAUUACAGUAUUAAGCAGUAUGUUACAUGAUGCUUUUUCAAUCGUAGUAAAAUUCCUUUUCCUAAUAUAAAAUUUGUCCUGUUAUU